CAAACGUAGGCGAAGAAGUUCUCCCGCUUAUUUUUGACUGCAUCGUUUAUGCAGUGUUGUUGUGUAGUAGUUGUGACAUAUCUGUGAGAUUUAGAAACAGCAAGCUGCUUUUAAAAUCAAAAGUUUACAAGAUGGGCAGCCUCAGUCGAGAGCUGAAACGUUGGGCUGUUGAGGAACUUGAAUUGCCAGCAGUCAGGCUCCCGGAUGAUGGUUAUAUAAAGACGUUAUGCGUUGGUCCAGGUGCCUCUAUUUGGAAAUACAUCACGCAGCAUGUUUACAAAGAAAGGAAUGUUCGGGUUAUAAGGGGAAAUCUUCAGUGGUACAGAGUAUUACAAGAUAAAGAGCUCAGCCAGUUAAAGAAUCAAAAUAAAGAUGCAAGAAAGUUUGAGCUUCAGAAAGAGAUUAAUGCCCUUCAGACUGAACUUAACCAACUGGACACAAAGAUCAGCAGAGUAGAGGAUCAACUGGCUAAUGAAGAUCAAGAUAUGAACAGAAACUGGGAGAGGUUUAUGGACAGCAGACGCAGAAAUCUCCUACUGGAGUCAUUCAGGCAGCGCUGCAAUGAGGAAAGAAACUUGCUCUCAGAGGACACGCACAUUAUUGGCACACAGCGGCAGGCACUGGAGAAUCUAUCCAAGAAAGCAGAGAUGAACCUGGUGUUUGGAUCAUCUAACAAUGCAGACAGUGGAUCUGGUACAGAUCCCCAGGUUUUAAGAGAUAUCAGAGACCUCUGCGACGACAGGGUUCUUUUCUUCCAGUCCUUGCUAGAAAGUGAAUUGAAAGCAAAUCAGCCGACCGAAUUUACUCUUGAUCAAAGAAACGCCAUGAUUCAGCACUGGAUGAGUGCAGCGCAGAACGUCCUGCGUUCUUAUCCUCCAAACCAAGUGCUCUCGGCUCUGCAAGCCUUGACCUCCAGGUAUCAGGUGGCGCUUGAGGAGAAGAUCACGACUUUGGAUGUGGACCGUGAUGUUUCAGUUCUUGGGUUUCGUUAUGAAAGCGAUCAUUUAAUAGAUGUGUCAGCUGAGCAGAAGGAUGAGUUGGCAUCCGUUCAAAGUCUACUACAGUCUGCUUGGGAGGAGGUGGAGCAGAGCUAUGUUGAAUUAGCUCAGACUCGCUGCAGACGCAGACAGCUGGAGUCUGAACUCACGACUUUAAUGAGAAAGACGCCACUGGUACAGGAAACGGACCCGAUAGCCAGGUGUGUGUUUGAGUUAGAGCUGGAGGGAGUGAAGAAGGCUGCGGUUAGAGAAAACAUCAGAGAGCAGUGUACUCAGCUACAGCUGCGGGCGAGACAGGGACAGGAAGCCAUCAGGACCCUGCAGACACAGUGGCAAGGUGUCAUGGACUUUAGGCAACUUGUGGACAAAAGACAAGAACAGAUUCGGAGCUUGAUCAAGGGGAACUCAUCUGUGAAGACCGAAUUGACUCGUGUUCAUGCAGAGGUUCAACAGUUUGUGCUGGAAAAGCUUGGUCCACAGUUUGAGAAUGUGAUCAAAGCUGCCGGUGUACAGCGCAACUCUGUAUCACAGGGAGCCAAGCACCUUAGCUGUGUUUCAUUGGAUGCGUUGGACUGUAGGAUCAUAAAAGGAGGCCAGAAGGUCCCAGCAGCUCAGCUUUCCAUCCACCGGGUCCAGUCUCCUGCUUUGCACAAACUCUGCCAAAGUCUCUCAUUUCCCAUGUACAUGGCUCCAGAGGAGCUGUGGUCUCAGGCUGUGAAUCGGCGACUGGAGAUCCGAACUCUGCGCAGACUUCUUCAGCUUCUCUCGGAGUCAACAGCAGACCUGCAGACGCUAACUGCGCAGUUACCGUCUCCCGAUCAGCAGACUUUGCUGCAGCGUGUGAAGAUGGUGGACGGAGAGAUUCUGCAGACAUUACUCCCUCGGGCCCGUGAGCUCACGCUGAGGUGCUCUAAAGGCCUGGUUUAUGCCGAACAAGUGAAGACUGCCAUCACACACUGGUGGGAGCAGCCUGGUCAGUUUGUCCUGCCAGAAAUUCAGAGAGAGGAUCUGACUUUUCAACAAUGGUUGCAGAGAUGGAAACUGGCAACAAAGGAACCCUGACUUCUGUAUUUAAAAGUUUUUACAUGUACACAGUUCACACUUAAAUCGCUCAUAUUUCAAUUCACUUCAAAUGAAACUCAUUCUAAUAAACAUUAACAGGCAAUAACAAACCUGUAACUGAAUUUUGUGUAGCAUGCUUUUAAAAAAUAUUGUAAGAUAUGAAAUCUGUACAUAUACUGUCUUUCAAUAAAUAAUCUGAUGUGCUUUGAACCGAG
Messenger RNA from Misgurnus anguillicaudatus (oriental weatherfish), 2275 nucleotides. Its product is annotated as HAUS augmin-like complex subunit 5. The record is from RefSeq and is a predicted model, not a curated record. Gene Ontology annotation, cellular component: centrosome; HAUS complex. NCBI's taxonomy places the organism in Eukaryota, Metazoa, Chordata, Actinopteri, Cypriniformes, Cobitidae. Gene Ontology annotation, biological process: centrosome cycle; spindle assembly.